UGAAGACAGUGGACACACGAACCCCCAUUAACCAGCAGCAAGGAAACCUCAGUGAUCAGAUCUUCGCCAUGGACGUGAAAGAAGUUCUCUUCAUGAGCAGAGGAGACGGAGAAGACAGCUAUGCUCAGACGUCAACCUACCCGCAAAAGAUUGCGUCCCUGGCCAAGCCCACGGUAGCGAGUGCGGUCGCUUCUCUACUCGAGGAAGGUUUCUUCCCAUGCGAGCUUCUGAGCGUGGCUGAUUUAGGCUGUGCUUUGGGUCCUAGCACGGUGACUUUCAUGUCGACCGUUCUAGAGAGUGUGCAGAAGAAGUGUGCGCACUUGAACUGCCCAUCGCCAGAACUUCAAUUUUAUCUUAAUGAUCUUCCCGGGAAUGAUUUCAACACGUUGUUCAAAAGCUUGUCGAACUUCUCGCAAAACUACAGAAGCUUAUCGUGCUUCAUAAUGGGGGCUCCCGGUACUUUCCAUGGAAGGCUCUUCCCUAGAAACUGCUUGCACCUCGCUCAUUCCUCCUAUAGUGUCCAUUGGCUAUCUCAGGUACCCAAUCUCACGAGCGAAGAAGGCUUCCCGUUGAAUAAGGGAAGAAUCUACAUCUCAGAGACCAGCCCCGGCGUGGUGAAGGAGGCCUACUUGGAUCAAUUCCGGGCAGAUUUCACGACAUUUUUGAAGUUCCGCAGCGAAGAGAUGGUCGACAACGGUCGCCUCUUGUUGGUACUUAACGGGAGGAAAGAUAAGGACUUUGCGGGCAUAAACAGCCACUACAUUAUGGAAAAACUCGGAGAAGCGAUUGCUGAUUUGGUUUCGGAGGGGUUCGUUGAGGAAGAGAAACUUGACACCUUAAAUAUGCCGCACUACACGGCAUCUUCAGAGGAAGUUCGAGGCAUAGUUGGCGAAGAAGGGUCCUUCGAGAUUGAACAUCUAAAGAUAAUCAAGGUCGAUGUCGGAGGAACCAUGCCGGACGAGGAUCCCCAUAGCAGAGGAAGGAAGAUGGCUAAAGAUGCCAGAUCGUUCACCGGUUCCAUAAUCUCGCACCAUCUCGGCGAGGAGAUCAUGGACAAGCUCUAUGGUGAAAAGCUUCCCAUCAUCCUAGGUGAUGAUUUGGCUAAAGGUAGAAGGAAAGGAGUUAGCAUAAUUGUUGUGCUCAAAAAGCUUGUCCCAUGACUCGAUCUAGUGUUCUUCUCCAAUACUAUAGACAAUGUCAAUUUGUGAGAAAGCUUUCCAAGUGUUAUUUGAAAGGAUUCCUUGUUUGUUA
Messenger RNA from Syzygium oleosum, 1251 nucleotides. Its product is annotated as 7-methylxanthine methyltransferase ICS1-like. The record is from RefSeq and is a predicted model, not a curated record. NCBI's taxonomy places the organism in Eukaryota, Viridiplantae, Streptophyta, Magnoliopsida, Myrtales, Myrtaceae. Gene Ontology annotation, biological process: methylation. The coding region runs from base 69 to 1160 and encodes 363 amino acids. Gene Ontology annotation, molecular function: S-adenosylmethionine-dependent methyltransferase activity. The transcript has 4 exons.